This is a messenger RNA of Conger conger (European conger), 2558 nucleotides long. Its product is annotated as protein XRP2-like. The record is from RefSeq and is a predicted model, not a curated record. Gene Ontology annotation, biological process: post-Golgi vesicle-mediated transport. Gene Ontology annotation, molecular function: GTPase activator activity. NCBI's taxonomy places the organism in Eukaryota, Metazoa, Chordata, Actinopteri, Anguilliformes, Congridae. The transcript has 5 exons. Gene Ontology annotation, cellular component: periciliary membrane compartment; cilium. Bases 180 to 1277 code for a protein of 365 amino acids.
GCAAGGCGCUCAAGAAGUGUUUGUGUUUGUAGGUAGCUACCUAGCUAGCUAGCGAAUAAAAACGACAAACAUCUACAAAAUAAUAUAAAUACGAAUUACCCACCGACAUAGUGGUGGAAAUUCCUGAUAUCUGACCCGUUUAUUAUUUGAAUUUCCAGAAGUCGUGACAUUAUUUAGAAAUGGGCUGUUUCUUUUCUAAGAAAUCCAAAAGAAAAUCUUCCAAAAAGGAUCUUACUACAACGACGACAGAAAACAGUACAAACAAUGCGGUCAGCGACAAUGUUGAAGAGGCACCAAAGUACAGCUGGGACAAGCGAGAGAAGGUGGACCCCAAAGACUUCAUGCUGACAGGACUCAAGGAUGCUACGGUUGGCCGUCUCCCUGGCAAACUGAACGGGCAGCAGUUUGUCAUCCAGGAGUGUGAGAACUGCAACAUCUUCAUCCUGGACCACUCGGCCACCAUCACCAUCGACGACUGCGUCAACUGCCGCGUUGUGCUGGGCCCCGUCAAGGGCAGCGUCUUCUUCCGCGACUGCAAGGAGAUUAAGUGCACGGUGGCCUGCCAGCAGUUCCGCACGCGCGACUGCAAGAAGAUGGAGGUGUUCCUGUGCUGCGCGACGCAGCCCAUCAUCGAGGCCUCCACGGGCAUGAAGUUCGGCUGCUUCCAGUACUCCUACCCUGAGCUGGGCGCCCACUUCAGGGACGCCGGCCUCAGCGUCUUCAACAACAACUGGAGCAACAUACACGACUUCACGCCGGUCUCCGGCGAGACCAACUGGGGCCUGCUGCCCGAGAGCAGCGCGGUGCUGGACUGCGUGCCGCUGCCGGAGCCCGGAUCCGAGUUCGCGUCUGUGCGGAUCUCCGCCGACGCCGGAGCGAGCGCGGUGCCGCUGACUCGCGGAGGGAGGCGUAAACAGAGCGACGAGUCCUGCCUCUUCAUGUUCUUCGCCGGGGAGCACACCGCCACCGACGCCAGGAAACUCAUCGACGAGGUUACGCGGAAGGGCUUUGCUGUCAUUCAGACCAAGGAGGUGUCGAUGCGCCCAGAGGACGUCAGGAGAGUGUUCCAGAACAACGCCGAGACUCUCACAGAGCUGAUAACUAAAGGACCAGUGGUGGCUCUGGAGCUGAAUGGAGAUGGUGUAGUGGAGACCUGCCGGAAAAUCUCCAACGAAGUGUUCGGUGGAACCCAGGUUUUUGUUUCAGAAAACAAGAAUUCCUCCUCAGCUGAUGUGGACAACUUCUUCAAUUUUGCGGACAUGCAGAUGGGAUUAUGAAACCCUGUAACCUGGAAGGAAAAUGUAGUAUCCGGUUUUUUUGUGUUUAUAUACACUACCUUUCAAAGGUUUUGAAUCACCAAAGAAAUGUUUAUGUUUUUGAAAGAAAUUGACUUUUUCCCCUUCAAGGUAGCAUUAGCAAGGUGCUGACGUUGUACAGUUUAAAAGAAAAGCCGCUUCUGAAACUGGCAAACAAGAACAAAUGGGCAAAGUAACACAAAUAUUGGACCUUAUAAGAGUAUCAGUUUAUUUCAAAAACAUAAAGAGUUCUCAGUGAUCACAAAUUCUUGAAAGGUAUUGUAUUUUAAAUGCCAGUAUUUUGAAUUCCCUCACACAGUGAGCUGAAAUCUGUGUGGGUUUAAUUUCUAUGUUCACUGAAGUUACACUAAUCACACAAACGGGAUAGAAAGUUUUGUUACAUGUAAUUGUACACUCGUUUAUAUAUUGAAUGUAAUUUUAGCUCUCGACUUGUUAGAUGCACAUUUGUUUUUAAAUGUCAGUCUUAUAUUGACUGAGUGUUUUCAUACUUUCCCCAAUCAUGUAUUGCACAUAAAUGUGUGUCACCUUCACCUGUUUAUUGGAGCCACCAGGAGAACCCAAUUCCUCUGUUUUAGUCUUUUGACAUAUUAUUGUCUAUUUCCAGCUAUUUGUUGAGUAUGACAUGUUUAAGACAUUAUGUUUGUGUUUUAGCGUUGUGAAACAAGUUAAAUUUUGUAUAACAUAUCUUCAGAUGUAUACUUUUUUGCUUUUGUACAACAUUUGUAUUGAUCAUGUUGAUGUAAAUAGAGUAAGAUUGUUUUGUGUAUUGGGUUAUAAAUAUUUAAAUAUUUGCCUUCCGUUCAGACUUUAUUACAUGUUUUGGUUCAGUACCUCUACUACUAAUUUUAGGGAGUUUUAUUGCUGUAAUGAAUCUUAGGCCCUAUUAUUUUAUUUUAUUUAGAAAUUACCUUUUUUGUUUUGAGUAUUGCUUGUUUGCCAGUCUGUAUAAUUCCUCAUAUGUUUAGUCCUUGUUUCUUUUUAUGUGAAAGAAGUUUGCACUAAUUUGUAAUGUUGUAUUUAUGCUUCACCUUGAAUGGUCACAUUUUACAAAAGUGAAAUGUUAAUUUAUGGUUUCAUUUUAACUGAUGCAUAAUUUCGACAUGAGAUCUAGGCCAGAGACUUCACAAGCAGACCAACUUCACAUUGCAACAUUUGUAAAUUUAGGAAUCAUGUUUGACUUUUGCGUUCAUAUUUUGUAGAACUGAAUGUAAAGUGGGAUACACAAUAAACCGUUUCAAGGUC